GAUUUCUCAACCACCCAAUUUGUAUUGCAAUUGAACCUUGAACAAUGCCACCACCUGCAACCCACGAAUACGAAGAGGCUAUAGCCCAGGCAAUUGCCUGGGCUACUGCCAAUCCUGACGAGAGUGAGACUACCGCCGCACGUAUUUUCCACGUGAAUCCUCAAACCCUCAAAUCGAGGAUACGACGAAAGAAGCAACGCGACGACCGCCCUCAUAUAAUACACGGAGGCCAGAAUCGAAUCCUCUCUAGGCCACAACACGAAGCUAUUAUUACAUAUGCAGACGAUAUGCACAGGACAGGCCUCGGGGCUACAAAACAGAUGGUCUUUGCGAUAAUCGAAUACCUAAAGGAUCUAGAAGGCAGACCGCGACCGUCCUGGCGAUGGUUUCAAAACUACAUAAAAACAACCCCGGGUUUUCUUCAUACACUAAAAACAAAGCCAAUUGCACGAAACCGAGUCGGUGCACAAGAUGUUAAGGAUGUACAGGAUUGGUUCAAGAAUUGGAUGACUUGGUGCGAAGCCCAUGAUAUUCAGCCUGGUGAUAUUAUCAAUUUUGAUGAAGCUGGGUUUCAAAUUGGAGUAGCUUCUGGAGAAGAUAUUCUUGUCCCUACCUGGAUAGUAGAUCCAUUGUAUACACCUAGCCCUGAAAAUCGACGUUCUAUUACCGUUAUAGAAUCGAUUAUUGCAAAUGGAACAACUAUUCCUCCUGUUCUAAUUGUACAAGGUGUGAAUCAUAUGACGAAUUGGUAUACCUUAUUAGACGGAAUACAAGGGUAUUAAUGUCUGAUUCCGGAUAUAUCAACUCCCAUUUAGCUCUUGAAUAUCUUGAUCACUUGAUUCUUCAUAUACAAGCUGGGGCAAAUGCUCGUCCUAGGGUUCUAUUAAUGGAUCAACACGGUAGUCAUAUGACCCCGGAGUUUAUUAUUAAAGCUACAGAAGCUAAUAUACACCUGUUUCCUUUUCCUAGCCACUUGACGCAUGUUCUUCAACCUCUUGAUGUCGGUGUUUUUCAGCUGUAUAAACACUGGCACUGGAAGGCUGUACAAGAUGCAACCUGGCAUCUAGAUAUUGAAUAUACAGUUUCAUCGUUCUUCCGGGACUUAACGGAAAUCAGGGAAAAGACUAUGAAAAAAGAGACUAUUUAAGGUGCCUUCCGAAAGUCUGGGAUCUGGCCAUUAAUUGCCAGAAAUGUCAUACUGACAUUCGUUGCACUCAGUUUGCUAUCAAACUCAAGAGCAAACUUGGAAAUCU
Molecule: messenger RNA, 1253 nt
Organism: Pseudogymnoascus destructans
Lineage: Eukaryota; Fungi; Ascomycota; Leotiomycetes; Thelebolales; Thelebolaceae
Exons: 2
Coding region: 45-782 (245 amino acids)
Source: RefSeq, a predicted model, not a curated record